CCUCUUUUUCAAUGAGGUCAGUCUCUGUUUUUGUGGGGGUUGGCGGUCGGUCAGCGGAGAGUCGACAAGAAUUCAAAAGACAUUUAUCGCCAGUAAAACGUGUUUGUUGGCUUACAUCGAUUUUAGAGCAUGUCGGACACGGAGACAAAGCCCUCAAGCCAAGAUGCAGGAGAAAAAAAGGAGGGGGAGUACAUCAAGCUUAAAGUUAUCGGGCAGGACAACAGUGAAAUUCACUUCAAAGUGAAGAUGACAACGCAUCUAAAGAAGUUAAAGGAGUCCUACAGUCAGAGACAGGGUGUUCAUAUGGAUUCCCUAAGGUUUCUUUUUGAAGGACAGAGAAUUGCAGACAACCAAACUCCAAAAGAGCUGGGAAUGGAAGAUGAGGACGUCAUUGAAGUGUAUCAGGAACAGACCGGUGGACUUUGGAGCAGUUAGACUUUCUGUAUCAUCUCCUAAUUUAAAAAAUUUUUUGAAAAUAUUUCGUUACUCCGAGAGAGAAGUGUCUGAAACCAUCUGAGUCAAACUGAUUCACCACCAAGGCUUCUGCGACCCUCCCGGUCUGCUGGAAGGAAGGAUGGGCAGUCCAGCUCCCUCCCUCCCUCCGCCCCUGUGUAUGAAAAGACCACGUGCUCCAGGGAGAUACCAGCUACAGCAGCACCAGACCUUCUGCUUCAGCUAUUACUGAAACCCAAUUACAGACAAUGCGAAAGCGUACGCCCCCAUACUUUUACUAUGAUCAAGUGAGUGUUAUAUAUGUGAUUCAGGUCUAUUGCUCUUGAAGGUGACUCACUGUGUACAUUUGUUUAUGUGUGUAUUUAAAUUAAGCACGUGCUGGCUAAACUCAUUACGAGUCUUUGCAGCUAUGUGGGAUAGCUUGGAAUUAACCUUGACUUCGGCUCAAUUGGAUCAUAUUUACUUUCAAAAGCAGUUGUUUUGUUGCUGCUUAGACCACAGUGAGAGAUCUUUCUGUACAGCUUUAAAGGUGAUGGGUGGUAAAUGCCGCCUUACAAUAUGGAGUCUGAUUUGGUGAAUUCUCUCUGCAGCUAUCGACUACACUUCUUUUAUAAGAACAGCUCAUGGACUCAUGAACGUCUUCAAUGUAUGGCCCAGUUGUCUAGUCAAUUUGUUUGCCAAUCAAUUUGUGAUUUAGAAUUUGAAGGUUUUAAUACCAAGACAGUGUCCACCUAUGUUCAGUGUCUAAUGUUCCAGUCUCACAACUGUUUGUGCAGUUCUUGUAUAGAACAGUACAGUAUGGUUAUUCUUUCUUCAGAAAUGAGGUGUGGAUCAUGAAACAAGACACUGCUACUGUCCUCAAUCCUUAAUAGGCUUAUCAUUGAAACACAAAAUAGAUUUACAUAUUUGUGCAAUGAUGGCCACUCCUGUUUUAAUCAAAACAUUUUCUUCAUAUAAUUUUCUGUGUGGGCCACACACUUUUAUUCAUUUUACCAUACAGUUCCACAUUGUAUUUUUUUAUUGUUUUACCUUUACUACUAUGAAAGAAUGACACAUCGGCUUCUGAUUAGUCAGGCCUUUCCCCAUCUCUGCUGAUCCAUGGUGGUCCUGUGAUAUCACACUAAACUGCUGUUUUGUUGCCACGGUAGUGCCAACACUUUGUGAUAUCAUUGUAUCUAACUUCUCUUUUGGGAGAAAAGUUGUUUUGGAUGGUUUUAGGCUGUAGGAUGAUUUUGUUUUGUUUUUUUAAAUAAAGUGUAUUUCAAAAGACAAA
This is a messenger RNA of Anguilla rostrata (American eel), 1726 nucleotides long. Its product is annotated as small ubiquitin-related modifier 1. The transcript has 5 exons. Gene Ontology annotation, biological process: protein sumoylation. Gene Ontology annotation, molecular function: protein tag activity; ubiquitin-like protein ligase binding. The record is from RefSeq and is a predicted model, not a curated record. The coding region runs from base 130 to 435 and encodes 101 amino acids. Lineage: Eukaryota; Metazoa; Chordata; Actinopteri; Anguilliformes; Anguillidae. Gene Ontology annotation, cellular component: nucleus; PML body.